Molecule: messenger RNA, 4000 nt
Organism: Coffea eugenioides
Lineage: Eukaryota; Viridiplantae; Streptophyta; Magnoliopsida; Gentianales; Rubiaceae
Product: disease resistance protein At4g27190-like
Exons: 4
Coding region: 1-3729 (1242 amino acids)
Molecular function (GO): ADP binding; ATP hydrolysis activity
Source: RefSeq, a predicted model, not a curated record
AUGGCAAUCCAAGAAAUUGCCAAUUCAAUUGUGGGAACAAUUGUAGAGAAGUGCAUCAAUCCAAUUUUGCGCCAAUUUCAGUACUUAAUCUUCUACAAAAGUAAUGUUCAAACUCUGAGCGAUGACAUCAAAAAACUUGAGAUAAAGGAAACUGAGGUGCAACAAAAGGUAAAUCGAGCAAAAGACAACGCUGAAGAAAUUAAAGCAACUGUUGUUGAUUGGCUGAAACGAGUUGAGGAUGUAAAGAAAGAUGCACAUACUAUUUUUGUGGGUAUGGAGACUGCUAAGGUGAAUUGCUUUAAUAUUGUCAAGCUUCCGAAUUUGAAGUCAUGCUAUUUGCUAGGCCGACGUGCGGUGAAAGUAACGAGUGUUGUUGAAAAACUCUUAGAAGAGGGGCAAUUUGAUGAAGUUGGAUCCAUUGCUCCAAUCGGGGAAAUGUCGUUAAGUGAAUCAAUCCCGUCCUUAGAGGAAGGCCUAGUUUCUAGGAUGUCAACAAAGAAGGAAUUGAUGGAAGCUUUAAAGCAGGAGAAAACUAACCUAAUGGCGAUUUGUGGUAUGGGCGGCGUAGGCAAGACUACUCUGGUCAAACAAAUUGCUGACCAGGUUAAGUUCGAGAAAUUGUUUGAUGAAGUCGCCAUGGCAACAGUGUCUCAAAGUCCAAACAUGAGAAAUGUCCAAGAUCAACUUGCUGAGCAAUUAGGGCUAAAGAUAACAAAGCAAACUGAUCUUGCUAGAGCUAAAAGAUUGUAUACGAGACUGACUGGCCGUAACAAGAGAAUUCUUGUUAUAUUGGAUGACAUUUGGAAAGAACUUGAUCUUAAGAGUCUGGGAAUUCCCGUCAAAGAUGAAUGCAAGGGCUUAAAAGUUAUACUGACAUCUCGAUCCUUAGAUGCUUGUCGGGACAUGGGAGCUGAAAUUUUUGAGGUGAAUGUCUUGCCUAAAGAAGAAGCAUGGCUUCUUUUUAAAGAGGUUGCAGAAAUUUCUGAUGAUUCUGCUUUGAGUGGUGUUGCAAAGCAGGUUGCAGAGGAAUGCAAAGGUCUACCUCUUGCAAUCGUUGUUGUUGCCAAGGCAUUAAAGAGCAAUCAUACUUCAGAAUCCUGGGAUCGUGCCCUUCGGCAACUAAGAAAGGACAGAAUGGGAAAUCUAAGAGGUGUUCAAGAUCUGGUGUUUUUAAGAAUUGAGUGGAGCUAUAAUCAUUUGGGAACCGAUGAAGCUAAGCACCUACUUUUGCUUUGUAGUUUGUUUCCAGAGGAUUAUAGUAUUCCGAUCGAACACUUGGUUAGGUAUGGAAAAGGGCUACAAUUGUUCCGGGAUACAGAGAAUUUGAUAGAUGCAAGGGACAAAGUAGACUUGCUGGUUGAUGAGUUGAAAAGCUCCUAUUUGUUGCUAAAUGAUGCUGAAAAAGAAGACUCUGUAAAAUUGCACGAUGUCGUGCGAGAUGUGUGCUUGUCAAUUGCAUCAAAAGACGAGCAUGAGUUUUUAGUGAGCAAUUCAGGAUUGGGAGAAAAGAAUUCUUACACGGCAAUUUCACUAAUAUUGCAAGAUUCCAAUCAUGAUCUACUUCCAUUUUGCAAGGAAUAUCCAAGGCUUAGGUUGUUGCGUUUGGUAGUCCAAUCAGGGGAACUCAACCUAUCAGAAGACUCUUUUGUAGGAAUGGAAGCUCUCAGGGUCAUGGAAUUAAACAACUCGUCUAUUGAAUUUCCACUGCCAUGGCCUGGCCAAAUGUUAAGGAGCCUUCGAACACUGUGUCUGGAUUAUUGUGUAUUGGGCACUGGAAUGUCGUCAAUGAUUGGACACAUGACGCAAUUGGAAACUUUGAGCCUCUUUAAAUCCGACAUUCUGGAUGAUCGGUUUCCAGCUGAAAUCGGUCAGUUGAGUAAUUUAAAGUUGUUGGAUUUGAGGGUUGAAAGUAGCCUCCAUCCCUUGCCUAGUGGUAUCUUGUCAAGCUUGAAGAAACUAGAAGAAUUGUAUUUGGGAUCUGGUGAUCAUUUGCGGCUAGGGAGAGAUAAAGAAGAGGAAAUAGGAUGCCUUAAAGAGAUCUCAUCAAUCGCUAACCUUGCAUGUCUCCAGAUUGCUUUUUAUGACCUUAGCGUCAUACUUCUAUGUUUGCAAGAAUUUGAUACUCAGAGGUUGUCAAGAUUUGACAUUGCAGUAGAUAAUUAUGAAAGAGCAAUGGCAAAUCUCAGCAUAAACUAUCAAUUUGGGAAAAGCUUCGAGCUUUAUCUGUUAGAUCAUUGUGAUGAAGGGUUGAAAAAACUUUUUGACCCCAAUGUUACUAGCAUUGUCAAGAGAACGGAGAAUCUCACUUUGGAUCUUCCAAUAUCAUCAUGCUUAAGGAAUCUUGUGCCUGACUUGGGUGAAAAUGGGUUCAUCAAUUUGAAAAAGCUUCGUCUAGACGGUGGACAAUAUGAAUGCCUUGUUGAUUCUACCGCCAACUUUGUUGCUGGACAUGUUUUUGAAAAUUUGGUGUCCAUGGAGUUAGAAGGUUUGGAGUUGAAAGAAAUAUGUAAUGGAUUUCUUCCAUCUGGGUGCUUCAGUCAACUUCAAGAGGUGAGACUUUAUUCUAUAAGUGCCUUAGAGUGCUUGUGGAAGGGAUCAGUCGAACCUCCAUCGCUUUGCAACCUCAGGUCUAUUGAGGUGCAGUAUUGUCAUCAAAUUACAACUUUCUUCUCACAAUCAGCACUGAAAUGUCUGGUGAAACUUCAAAGUAUAUACGUAUAUCAAUGUGAAAAUUUGGAGAGAAUUGUUCCGAGGGAGGAAAGUCUGAGAGAGGAAGUGCUUGAACUACCCCAACUCAAAGCGUUAACCUUAAGCGGGACAAACUUUAUUGGUUUUGGCUCUAAAGAUGAUAAAGCUGUGGCUUUCUUUGACCAGGUUUCACUACCCCGCUUGGAAGUACUAGACAUUACUUAUCUUGCUGAUGGCCCCGAACAACUAAUAGGAAGGGAAAUGCCUAGUGGGUCCCUCGACAACUUGAAAUCCGUGAAGCUCUGGCGCUGGAGCUCUAUCCGAUGCAUUGCCAAAGCUGAUACAGUUACAUUAUUACAAAACUUGCAAGUACUUCGCAUGUGGGCUUGUAAUGGGAUGGAAUCUCUUGUCGACUUUGAGGGUCUAAAAGUUAGUAAUAUGCUGUCAAAAAAGGGACUCGAAAUUCUCCCCACACUAGAGUCAAUAGACUUGCAUGGCUGUCCAAGAUUAAUCCAUAUUUGGAGGAAUUUUCCUGAAGGGGUUCGAGUAUUCCAAAACUUAAAAAGUCUACAUGUGGUCAACUGCCCUUUAAAAUGUUUGUUUCAUCCUCCUUGUGUGGCCACCAUGCUCAUAAGUCUUGAGAGACUGAACGUUCGUUGGUGCUCGGAAAUGCAUGGAGUUAUAGGUGAGGAAGAUGAAGAGGUCAGCCAAGAAGAUAAUGCUCGGCAUCAUGAUGUUGGAAAACAUAGAGAAAUUGCACUAGGAAGAACUAGCAAGGAGUUCGUGUUUCCUAAAUUAAGCUCUUUGCAGUUGAAAGCGCUUGGGAAUCUUCGAAGUUUUGGUGGUAGUCACCGGGAGGAUUAUGAGUUUAAAUUUCCCCUACUCACGACAUUGAUCAUAGAGAGUUGCCCAAAAUUGAAGAAAUUCUGUUCCGGAAAGUUGAAUGCAUCAUUGCUUAAGAAAGUCCAAACAGCACCUGGAGAUAUAGAGGAUUUUGAAGUUCCUGUGGAUUUAAAGGAUCGAGAGAUUUGUCCUUAUUAAUUUCAAAUUGACACGAUUAUCUGCAUAUUAAGAAUGUUGUGGGAACCAUCAAGUUGAUCGAAUAAUGUGGUCCAAUUACCACAGUCUUGACUGAAUUGGUGGAUUGGGCUAUCAGAUAUGGAUGGAGAUCUUAACAUGAUUAAUACUAUAAGUGUGGAACUUAUAUAUGUAUUAUGUGCCCACUUUUGUCAUUGAUUUUCAAAUAAUAAACAUAUUGUAUGUAUGUAUUGUAUCAUGACUUUCAACUAAUAAAUGCAUUGUAUGUAUCAUA